Molecule: messenger RNA, 540 nt
Organism: Sparassis crispa
Lineage: Eukaryota; Fungi; Basidiomycota; Agaricomycetes; Polyporales; Sparassidaceae
Exons: 1
Coding region: 1-540 (179 amino acids)
Source: RefSeq, a predicted model, not a curated record
AUGCACGACACACAUCGUUCUCCCUCCUUGUCGACAUUUUUGUGCUCUUCGGAUUACUUUACUCCUGUUUUUAACCCUUCUCAAUCUGGUCUCGAAGAAUCUGAGCUUGGUAAUACCCUCCAAAAUGACACUAACGGCAUUCUUAAAACUUCUCGAGUGUCCACAGCUCUCCUGGUCCAUUGCAUGACCCCUCUUGACAAUUCGGCACACAUGGUGAACCCCGACAGCCUCCAGGAUGCGAACAGCGACGACGCCAAGUGCACAAAGUACGCACAAUGUCCCAGGCCUGUCUACUUAUACAAUGCCUUCCCCUCUGAAUCUAACGCCCUGGGUGUUGUCAUGGAGACCCACACAGGAGAUACUGGAGGAAAAGACGAGCAAGUAGAUACAGGCUGCGAGGAUGCAGUAGCAGUCCUCGACACCUAUAGACUGACGCUGCUCGUCGAACAUGCGAUUUUUGCCAUCGAUGACAACACAAUUCUAGGUGGCCCGCAUGUUUUUGCAGAUACCACAUUAACAUGUGCACAGGUGGAUUUCUAA